Ylistrum balloti is the source of this 844-nucleotide messenger RNA. RefSeq lists its product as uncharacterized. The record is from RefSeq and is a predicted model, not a curated record. Bases 38 to 664 code for a protein of 208 amino acids. Gene Ontology annotation, cellular component: cytosol. The transcript is spliced from 5 exons. Lineage: Eukaryota; Metazoa; Mollusca; Bivalvia; Pectinida; Pectinidae.
UGCUUCACUACAAGCUGACAGAAACGAAGUGGUGAAAAUGGCUGGAACCUUAUCCGAGUUCUUGUGGAAUAAGACAGAGAAAAUACGACAAGAGAUAUUAACUACAUAUUUCAUUCAGGGAAUAGGCGACGGAAGUUUGAAUCCGACAGCAUUUGGAGGGUAUAUGGUGCAGAACUCUGUCUAUAUAUAUAAGGCCAAAAACUCGAUUGAUAUCGCCAGGAACGCUGCCGACUCUGGACCUCUGAAAAUUUACUUGGGAGAGGCGUCUAGGAGUUAUGAAAAAAAGAGCAAGGAACUCUUUAAAAAUUGGCAGAUUGAGAAUGUUGAGGGUAUCAGUUUGAACGAUGCCUGCCAAGCUUACGCUGACUAUGAGAAGGCUGUCGCUUCUUCACAAGAAACGAUCUACUUGAUAGUGGCUAUGAUUCCGCGUAUGAAGUUGUGGCAAUGGCUCGGAGGCAAGCUGAAACCGGGAAAUAAGGGUGUAUACAAAAACUGGUAUGACAACAAUUUCGAUGCUGACAACAUAGAAUACAAGAAGUUGGAUGCAUUCGUGGAUGUUGCUGUGGCCAAUAUGACAAUCGACAGGAAGAUAGCAUUAGACAUAUAUACCCGCUGUAUGGAGGGUGAAUUGGAAUUUUUCAAAGCUGUGAAAAACAUGUUUUAGGCUAAUACUCAAAUGACCUAUACUGGAGAACUGUAUACAUGUUCCAACUUAAACCAAUAUAUAAACAUAUUGUUCUAGAUUUUUCAAUGCUUAUUAACAUUAUUUAAAGCUGCUCUAAUAACUUAAGUAUUUUGUAUUCUGAAAAGCAAUAAUCAAUAAAAGCAUGACGAUAAAACCUGA